Messenger RNA from Trifolium pratense (red clover), 4582 nucleotides. RefSeq lists its product as uncharacterized. Bases 1381 to 3714 code for a protein of 777 amino acids. The transcript is spliced from 2 exons. The record is from RefSeq and is a predicted model, not a curated record. NCBI's taxonomy places the organism in Eukaryota, Viridiplantae, Streptophyta, Magnoliopsida, Fabales, Fabaceae.
GAUCUUCAUCAGUCGCUAUUUUUAGAGUCUUUUUAAUAAGUUCUUAAUAUCAUUUUAUUAAUUUAGUGUUUAAUUUAGAGUCAUUUUAAAUAAAUUGCAAUUUUUGGUUUAUUGAGUCAAUUAAGUGUUUUUCUCGAUUAAAACAAUAUUUUGUGUAGUUUUAUUUUGUUGGUUGAACUUAAUAGAUUUAUGGUUAAAUGUGGUGCAAAUAGUAAAAGAAGAGAAAGACAUUUGACCAUGCUAGCCCAAUUAAAGAAAGACACAUGUGGGCUUUUCCUCUAUUCUUCCAAUGAGGUGUGGACAUGUGUUUAAAAAGAGAAAACACCACAUGAAAUAAAGGUGGGCUGGCUGCGCAAGAAAGGAACGGAGACAGGAACAGGAGCGGCAGCAGGGGAAUAGAGAAAGAAAGGAAGGGAGCACUACAUGGAUAGAAGAAGAGGAAUGCCUACGAGAUAAAGUGACACCAUCAUGUUCCUCUUUGGUUUUAUUUUCUUUUUCCCCUUUUGUUUUUAUUUUACUAUGAGUUUCUAGUUUUCUUUUGAUUGGGUUUUUGUAAGAUGAACUUGUAUGAAUCUAUGAGUUUCAUAUGUUAGGCCUUUGAUCUAAUACUCUUUUGAUUAAUUCAAUUGGCUAUUCAAUUAAUAUUUAUGUUUAAUGCUUUAUGUGUAUUGAUAAAUGUUCAUGUAAUGAUUUAGAUUCAUAUUGAUUAAGAGAUUAAUCAUAUGAAUUGGACCUAAAUUGAUUGUUCAAUCUUAUAAUUGUUCUAGAAAUAGGGAAUUGGAGGUUGUGACUUAUUGUUUAACGUUCAAUGUUUGCCUAUUUUAACUAUUCAAUUGGCCUAAGAUAUUAGGGGAUUAUAGUGUAAAAUAGUGAGUUAUACACCAUGAGAAUGGGUAUAGUGGCUUAGUUAAACCGUCAUGGUAAUUGAAUUGAUCAUCACAAGGGUAUUAGACGCUAACAUCCAUAGUGAAAUACGAGGGAUUCGAAAUAAACCCAAUCACUUUCUUUAAUUGUUGAAUUUGAACCUAGCUUUUUACUUUUAAGUGUUAAUCAUAUGCUAUGCAAAUCCCCCCAAAUGUCAUUUUAUUUUCUCCUAAGUAUUAAGCAAAUUGUUUUAGUUUAAGUUAAUCUCAAUCCCUGUGGAUUCGAUACUUUUUAUAUUACUUGACGAACAUUUGGUACACUUGCCAAAAUUUAUCAAGUUUUUGGCGCCGUUGCCGGGGAUUGUUAAUUAAUUUUGACAAGGCAAUUUAGCUUUACUUAGGAUUUUAGUACAUAAUUAUUAUUUUUCUUUCUAUUAUUUAGCCUUAUUAGUUUUUCUUUUAUAUUGCUGUGCUGCUUGGGUAUUUGUUUGUUUGUGUUUGCUCAGGUACAAUUGAAAUGGCGGAGGUGCAACCACUGCCACCACCAAGGAGAACCUUGGGAGAUUAUGGUAGAGGAGCAAAUGGAGAUCAAGAUCUUAGAGGGUUUCAACCGGCAAACCCGGUAGCUUUUGAUAUCAGAAGUUCCGUCAUAAAAGCUUUAAAGGAGAACAAGUUUUCUGGGUCCGACUCAGAGUGUCCAAAUCUGCAUUUGAGUAACUUCUUAGAUGUGUGUGAUUACACCGACCCUCCGGGUGUCUCGGAAUGUGCCAAAAGGUUGAGGCUAUUCAAAUUUUCUCUUACCGGAAGAGCCAGAGAUUGGCUGGAUACCUUGCCUAACGGGACAAUUAAAACAUGGAACGAAUUGAGAGUCAAAUUUUCGGAGCGCUUUUUCCCAAUUUACAAGUUCCUAGAAAAAAAAGCCGAGAUCACAAACUUCGAACAAGGAGAUUCCGAGUCUCUUUAUGACGGAUGGGAAAGGUUCAAACUCCUCUUGAAGAAGUGUCCCGAUCAUGGUGUGGAUAAUUUGGCUCAAAUGCAAUAUUUUACUCAAGGUUUAAGAGCACAAACUCGCAUGUUACUUGAUGUAUCCGCGGGUGGUUCCAUUAAUAACAAGAUUGCAAAUGAGGCUAAAGAGCUUGUGGAAACCAUGGCGCAAAAUGAAUAUAGAGCUCUAAAUGAGAAAGGAGCUAAGAAUAAAGUGAGUACGUUGGAGCUUGACACUCAAAGGGCUUUGUUAGCAAAUUUCAAGCUCAUGAAUGUUCACAUGGAGACUUUUAUAAAUCACUUGACCACCAACAAGCUUGUUCAUGCUCAAGUACAACAAGUGUCAACAUCACAAGCUCAACUUCCACCAAGUAGACCUUCACCAUUGGAAGAAACUCUUUCUCAAGUCAUGAAGACGAUACAAGUAAACUUCGAGGCUAUGAAGACAAGUCAAGAAGCUAUGAAGAUAAGUCAAGAAUCAACAAAUAAAAAUCAUGAAGCCUACAUCAAGAAUUUAGAAAUGCAAAUGGGCCAAUUGUCUAGGCAAGUUGCGUCGUCAUCUAAUGGUGGAUUUGAAGGAAACACAUGCAAUAAUCCUAAAAAGGAGAGUUGUAAUGCAAUUCAUUUGCGAAGUAGAGUGGUGCCUACAACGGUAAGUGAGCCACGUUCCAAGGAAAAUAUGUCAAUUGAAGUUGAGGAUGAGGUGGUAAAAGGAAGGAGUGGAAAGGAAAAAUAUCACGAGGGAGAAGUUGAAAAUGAGAGAAAUGGUGAGCUUGAGAAAGAAGUCGAAAAUAAGAGUGAAAAUGAAAAAAUAGAAAAAAGUGAGAAAGAAAAAGAAAAGGAGGGAGGAGUUGAAAAUGAGAGAAAGGUGAAAGAGAAGAAAAAAGAUGAUGCAAACUUUGUCGAUAACGACUCAAAUUUGAAGAAAAUUAAGAAUAAAAUUUUGAAAGAUGAAGAAAAAGCUCAAGUAGUUCUACCUCAUGAAAAACUACCCUACCCUCACAAAAAGAAAAGUAAGAGAAAAGAUAUUGACUUUAAGAAGUUCAUGGAGAUGUUUAAUAGCCUUCAAGUCACAAUUCCGUUUAUGGAAGCUUUGGAGCAAAUGCCUAUGUAUGCCAAGUUCAUGAAGGAGUUGUUGACUAAGAAGAGGAAGCCUAAAGAGGAUGAAACCGUGUUGUUGACGGAAGAGUGUAGUGCAAUUCUUCAAAGAAAACUUCCACAAAAGAAGAAAGAUCCCGGUAGUUUCACUAUACCUUGUUCUAUUGGGAAUUUACAUGUUGGGAGAGCACUUUGUGACUUAGGAGCAAGCAUCAACUUGAUGCCCCUCUCUAUGAUGAAAAAAAUACCCGGUGCCAUAGCUAAACCCACCAAGAUGCAAUUAUCUCUUGCGGAUCGGUCAAUCGCGUACCCCUAUGGAAUCUUACAAGAUGUUUUGGUAAGAGUGGCCGAAUUUGUCUUUCCGGCGGAUUUUGUAAUUCUCGAUAUGGAGGAAAAUGCCGAAGUGCCUCUUUUAUUGGGAAGACCCUUUUUGGCAACCGGGAGAGCUCUAAUUGAUGUGGAGAUGGGUGAUUUAAUAUUGAGGUUCAAUGAUGAGAAAGUUAACUUCAACAUUUUUGAAGGUAUGAGAAAUCAAGAUGAGAUUCCACAAUGCUUUAAAGCGGAUGUCAUUGAAGAUGAGAGUGAGAACUCAAAGAAAGAAGCAACAAAGUCAAUUUCUCCGGAUUUGAAAACACUCCCUUCUAAUGGGAAAUUUGUAUUUUUGGGAGAUGAUUAUAAGCAACCGGUGAUCGUUAGUAGGUUGCUCACCCUUAUGAAGAAGGAGGAAAAGAGGAGCCGAGUGGAAUCAAAUUUGAAGUAUCCUCCCUAACGUGGAUGAUGAUGCGUCCAGCUCGGGACGUUAAACACGCGCUUCAUGGGAGGCAACCCAUGGGAUCUCUAUGGUCCAUUUAUAUCCUUUUUCUCUCCCUUUAUAUUUAAGUACUUUUAUCUUUUCUUUGUAGUGUCUAUAAUAAUUGACUGAUCUUGGAUGACUGUGAUGAUCACUUGCACAUUUUACUUUGUUUUUAAUGAGCACCUUUAUCUUUUGGAAAGUCCCGUUUGUUUGACACCAUCUUUUCAUUCACUUCUAUAUACAAUUAUCUUGGUUUUUAAUUUGAGCAUCUGAAAUGAAAUUUCUUGCAGUGCAACGGAUUUUUGCGAUUGGUGGAUUGAAAGACAAGCUGAUGAACAUUCACAAUUUUGACCGUUCGAUAAUUCGGCCGUUUAACCGUGAGAUUUUGAGCCUAAACACUUGGAUUGUUUCUCGCUAUUAAAAGAAGAGAAAGACAUUUGACCAUGCUAGCCCAAUUAAAGAAAGACACAUGUGGGCUUUUCCUCUAUUCUUCCAAUGAGGUGUGGACAUGUGUUUAAAAAGAGAAAACACCACAUGAAAUAAAGGUGGGCUGGCUGCGCAAGAAAGGAACGGAGACAGGAACAGGAGCGGCAGCAGGGGAAUAGAGAAAGAAAGGAAGGGAGCACUACAUGGAUAGAAGAAGAGGAAUGCCUACGAGAUAAAGUGACACCAUCAUGUUCCUCUUUGGUUUUAUUUUCUUUUUCCCCUUUUGUUUUUAUUUUACUAUGAGUUUCUAGUUUUCUUUUGAUUGGGUUUUUGUAAGAUGAACUUGUAUGAAUCUAUGGGUUUCAUAUGUUAGGCCUUUGAUCUAAUACUCUUUUGAUUAAUUCAAUUGGCUAUUCAA